Molecule: messenger RNA, 810 nt
Organism: Fusarium venenatum
Lineage: Eukaryota; Fungi; Ascomycota; Sordariomycetes; Hypocreales; Nectriaceae
Product: CWC16 protein
Biological process (GO): mRNA splicing, via spliceosome
Cellular component (GO): U2-type catalytic step 1 spliceosome
Source: RefSeq, a predicted model, not a curated record
AUGAGUGAACGCAAGGUCCUACAGAAGUACUACCCCCCAGAUUUCGAUCCUUCAGCUCUCACCCGCAGCCGCAAAAAUAAAGAUGCUGGACCCAAAAUACAAAAAGUUCGAAUCAUGGCUCCGUUCUCUAUGCGCUGUACACGCUGUGGAACCUUUGUGUACAAGGGUCGCAAGUUCAACAGUUCUAAGGAGAUACGGCCGGAGGAGAAGUACCUCAAUAUUCAGCUGAUCAGAUUGUAUUUUCGUUGCACGGGGUGUUCCGGUGAAAUUCUUCUACGGACAGACCCUAAGAACAAUGAUUAUAGCUUGGUAUCGGGAGCUGUACGAAACAAUGAGCCAUGGCGCAACCGCGAGGCCGAGAACGAAGAUGAUGAGCAGCGACUGAACCGACUGGAACGCGAGGAAGCAGAAGCUGCAGGCGAGGAAGAAAAGAAUGCCAUGGAGGAACUCGAAGCCAAGAACAUGGAUGCGCAGAGAGAAAUGGCCGCCGCUGAUGCGCUGGACGAGAUCCGACACCGAAACGCACGAAUCAACCGAUCCGAGAAAGAAGGGGUCGAUUUUGCAGACACUAUAGUACGGACAGAGGAUGAGGAAAGAGAGAAACAGGAGAAGGAAGACGACGAGGCUGCUAAGCAGGCUUUCGCUGCUGCACGAGCCCGGAUGGAAAUGGAGACCAUAGUUGAGGACGACGCGCCUGUGGGGUUAGCUGAGCCAGAACCUGUAGUGCCAGCGCCAGCUCCUAGUUUCAAGAGGGUUGUCAAGAAGAAGAAGGAUCAUUCCGCAGCUCUGGGGUUAAAGAAGAAAGUAUGA